Messenger RNA from Cinclus cinclus, 1938 nucleotides. RefSeq names its product ATP binding cassette subfamily G member 5 (gene ABCG5). Gene Ontology annotation, cellular component: plasma membrane. NCBI's taxonomy places the organism in Eukaryota, Metazoa, Chordata, Aves, Passeriformes, Cinclidae. The transcript has 13 exons. Gene Ontology annotation, molecular function: ATP hydrolysis activity; ABC-type transporter activity; ATP binding. Bases 1 to 1938 code for a protein of 645 amino acids. Gene Ontology annotation, biological process: cholesterol homeostasis. The record is from RefSeq and is a predicted model, not a curated record.
AUGUCGGGCAGAGCGUCUCCCACCCUGGAGAAGAACGGCAGCAUCGGGCACACAGGCGAGGGGAAAGCUAUGGGGCAGCUCCCCGACAGCAUCAGCGUGCAAGGUGUCUCCUACACCAUCAGAGAGCGUGUUGGCCCAUGGUGGAACUUCUCUUUAUAUUGUAAAAAAUGGACCCGGCAAAUACUUAAGGAUGUUUCCUUUCACAUAGAAAGUGGCCAGAUUAUGGGGAUUUUAGGAAAUUCUGGAUCUGGGAAAACGACACUUCUGGAUGCAAUAUCAGGAAGACUAGGACAUAAAGACAACUUCUUUGGUGAAGUGUAUCUGAAUGGACGUCAGCUGAAGAGGGAACAGUUCAAAGAUUGCUUCUCUUAUGUGCCACAGAAUGACACUUUGUUAAGCUUUCUCACCAUACAGGAGUCUUUGACCUACACAGCUUUGCUAACUCUUAAGAAUUACUCCAACAGCUCCAUCAAAAAGAAGGUAGAUGCAGUUAUGGCUGAGCUGAGUCUCAGCCACAUUGCUGACAAAAUAAUUGGAAGCCGGAAUGUCGCAGGAAUUUCUGGGGGUGAGAGGCGUCGGGUAUCAGUUGCAGCCCAGCUUUUACAAGAUCCCAAGGUCAUGCUACUUGAUGAACCAACAACUGGGCUGGACUGCCUGACUGCAAACCAGCUUGUCUUGCUUCUCUCAGAACUUGCACACCGAGACAGGAUUGUGAUUCUUACUAUCCAUCAGCCUCGCUCAGAACUUUUCAAGUUAUUUGAUAAAAUAGCCAUCAUGAGCUUUGGAGAAAUGGUUUUCUGUGGGAACCCUAUGGAAAUGAUCACAUUUUUUAGUGACUGUGGCUAUUCUUGUCCUGAACAAUCAAAUCCUUUUGACUUCUAUGUGGAUCUGACAUCUGUGGACACCCGAAGCAAGGAACAUGAACUCGAAACCUACAGUAGGGUUCAGGAAUUUGUAUCAGCCUAUAGAAACUCGGAGAUCUUUAGCAAAGUACUGGCAGCCAUUGAAAAAACAAAGUGUAUGAAGGAGCUGCCACCAAUACCGUUCAAAAACAAGGACUCGCCCAGCAGCUUUUACCAAAUAUUGAUUCUUUUACGGAGAGCAACAAGAAACCUCUCCAGAGAUAAGAUAGGCAUCAUCAUGCGUCUCCUCCAGAAUCUGCUGUUUGGCUUGUUCAUAGCCUUUUUCCUUCUUAGACUAAGGAGUGACCUGGCCCAGGGAGCUGUGCAGGACCGCGUGGGGCUUGUCUACCAGUGCAUGAGUGCCCCCCCCUACACAGGGAUGCUCAAUGCUGUGGCCCUGUUCCCACCUCUACGUGCUAUCAGUGACCAAGAAAGUAAAGAUGGCUUGUAUAAGAAAUGGCAAAUGCUUGUAGCUUAUGUAGUGCAUUUCCUGCCCUUCAGUGUCAUCAGUGUGGCCAUUUUCAGCACCUUCAUAUACUGGACUACAGGCUUGUAUCCUGAUGCUUCCAGAUUUGGAAUUUUCUUUGCUGUUGUCCUAGCGUCUCACAUGAUUGGUGAACUAUUAACACUUGUUAUACUUGGCGUGGUUCAAGAUCCAAAUAUAGUCCAAAGUGGCGUGGUGCUACUUAAUUCAGCUGGUGUGAUAGUGGGAACAGGACUAGUAAGGACCAUUGAAGAAAUGCCAACACCUUUCAAACUGCUCAGUUUUCUUACGUUUCAAAAAUACAGCAGUGAAGUCCUUGUAGUCAAUGAAUUUUAUGGCUUAAACUUCACAUGUGGUGGAGCCAACAGUUCCACUGCAAAUAAUGCUGCGUGUGUUUUCUCCCAAGGCAUCCGGUUCAUUGAAAAAAACUACCCCGGGGCAUUGUCCCGGUUCACAGUCAAUUUCCUUGUACUGUAUGCUUUUAUACCAGUACUUGCCAUUAUUGCAAUUCUAAGCUUCAAAUUAAGAGAGAGAAUUAUUGACAGACAAUGA